AUGAACCAUCUUUUUCUUGACGAAGGCCAUAAAGGUGAACGUAGUCAUUCAACAAGUGAGAAAAAAGAAGGUGAUUUCUUUCAUGAACAUUCUCAAGCACCAGCAAAAACAGUUUGGGAAGAUAAUAUCACAUCUUCAUCAUUGUUAGGCAAUCAAAGUUCUGAUAAAAAUGAGCAACAAACAGAAGGACCAUCGGUUGAUCAUAAUGCAUUGAAUAAUGAUGGUUCACCAAAAGUACAUGAUCCAAAAAAAUCAACUAUUGGUCAACGUCGAGCACCACAACCUAAAAAAAAAGGAUUUGGUGCACAAAAAGUAUCAACUGACUUUAAAGAAAUUGAACGUAAUGUACAAGAACAAGAAAAAAUACGUGAACAACAAACUAAUCUUGAAAUAAAAAACCGUGAAGAAACAGAAAAACAACUUGAAAAACAAAUGGCAGGUCUUAAAUUUGUUUAUCAAGAUUUAAGUAAACAACGUGAAGUAGAAGAAACAAAAUUAAAACAAUCUAAUCCACAAAAAGCCGAACAAAUGGAACGUCUUGGCAUGGGUUUUGGUAAUCGAACUGGUGUAAGUCAUAGUGCUAUGACAGAUAUGCAAACAAUUCAACAAGAAGGUGUAACA
Messenger RNA from Rotaria sordida, 621 nucleotides. NCBI's taxonomy places the organism in Eukaryota, Metazoa, Rotifera, Eurotatoria, Philodinida, Philodinidae. The record is from the annotation of a GenBank genome assembly.